Messenger RNA from Papaver somniferum (opium poppy), 1525 nucleotides. RefSeq lists its product as uncharacterized. NCBI's taxonomy places the organism in Eukaryota, Viridiplantae, Streptophyta, Magnoliopsida, Ranunculales, Papaveraceae. The coding region runs from base 170 to 1525 and encodes 451 amino acids. The transcript has 5 exons. The record is from RefSeq and is a predicted model, not a curated record.
AACUUCUUACGGUUUUCAAAGAGAAAAAAAUUUCUCUUCACAGAGAGAAUUCAGAGAAUCAAAAACCAAAUUCAUUUAGAGAUUUUUGAGACAACAGAUCUCAAAAAUCAUUCAGAGAUUUUUGCUAGUUUGAAAAACCCUAAACCUAAAUUUCUCUUCUCUUCCGAUAAUGGUUAAAACAAGAAAAAUCACAAGAACAAUCCAAGAAGAAGAAACAAUAAUGGAUGAUAGCACUGCUCCUAGAACAUCAGAAGACGAUUCAAGAAUUUCAAGACGAAAAUCAAAGAGAAAAAAGAGUAAAAAGGUUGAAACACCGAAAUCGAAGAAAAAAGGUAAGGUUGUGCCAAAAUCUGUUAGGAAGUUGUAUAGGUCUGGUUUCACAGCAUUACAUAGCCUGGUUGCCAGAAUGAAGGCGAGUAAAUAUACUUUGAGUGAAGCCACAUUGGAAAAGAUAGCCGAAUCUUCUUAUGGACAGAUGUUUUUGAUGUUCUGGCACACUAAGUACUCAGAAAGUCAUUGGGAAAAGUUGGAAGCUGCAGUGAAAAAGUACUUGAAGUGUUACAAAAGGGGUCGAGUCAAGAAUGAUCUCACAUUUGAGUUUGUUAGAAGAGGUGAAAAACACAUUAUCACGUCGACACCAGAAAAAAUGGGUGUAAUGUUUGGAAUGCCAAGAAUGGCAGGAAGAAGAACUGAUGACACCUUUUUGAUGGUAGGUGGUGGAUGGAGGCAGAAACCAUUCUACAUUAGACACUUUGGUGAUAGCAACACGGUUACAAGACCAAUGCUACAAGAUGCCAUCUUGAAACUGCUCAAGCGUACUGGUAUCAAGAAUUGUAAAUCUGAAGGUGGCGAAGACAGUGAUGAUGACAAUGAUGAACAAGUAACCAAUAGUGAAGAUGAUGAAUAUAUGAAGUACAGGAUACCAAGAGUAGAAACUGAACAAACAAUUGAAGAUAUGAGAAGAAAAUCAUCAGAAUACAACACUCCCGAGGACAUCACUGGUUGUGUCGUCUAUUUGUUGUUGUUGUAUGCGGAGCAUACUCACUUGGUGAAACCAGUGACGUUACCAGAUGAUCGAUACCUUCCAAGAGCGGCAAGGUGGAACAUCAAAGAAAUAUCUGUUGAGUUUCUAAAGGAUAUGGAGGCUUCGCAAUACACAUUCUCUAAAGAAUUUAAGGAUGAAUAUACUAUGUAUGAAAAAGAAAUGUUGAAUGAAAUUGCUCAAAGGCUUCCAGUUGAAGAAGUGCCAUUGACAGUAGAUUGGCAAGAAAAAUUCGAGGAUUUGGAAGUAAAGAAUGAAGAUUUGAGGCUGACAAUUGCAGAAAAAUGGUGUGAAUUACAGAGCAGGAAAGAGGACGGCCUCCCCAUUGAUGUGAGUAUCCUAGAAGAGCUUUUGAAUGAUAUAUAUCACAGAGCUUACCCACCUCCACAACCAAACUCGGGAGAAGAAGAAUCUAGCAGUAGCUCUGAAGAAGGGCAUGAUGAUUUGGAUGACACCGUUCCAUCAGCAACUACUCCUUGGUAA